This is a messenger RNA of Notolabrus celidotus (New Zealand spotty), 1743 nucleotides long. RefSeq names its product tropomodulin 4 (muscle) (gene tmod4). Gene Ontology annotation, cellular component: myofibril; striated muscle thin filament. Gene Ontology annotation, molecular function: tropomyosin binding. The record is from RefSeq and is a predicted model, not a curated record. Gene Ontology annotation, biological process: pointed-end actin filament capping; myofibril assembly; muscle contraction. NCBI's taxonomy places the organism in Eukaryota, Metazoa, Chordata, Actinopteri, Labriformes, Labridae.
CCCUCUUCUCCCCCACAGCCAAAAUAAUAAAAUGCUGACUUCUCAAAGUGCCCAACAUCAGUAUGCCUGUCUCAGCAUAGCAGCCCCCAGGCCUGACAUACAGGAGAGAGAGAGGGAGAGAGAGAGAGAGAGAGGUAGGAAGAGAUAGAGAGAAAGAGAGAGAGGGGAGGGGGUAAGAAAAAAGAGAAACAACUUUCUCUGGUUUCUAACUGCAGGCUCUGCCUCGCCGAGGGGCUUCAGCACUGCGCUUCUGUGAAGUGCUCUCUCUUGCCCAGGGUGUGCAGCGGUGUGUAUGAGGGAGUGUGUGUGUAUGUGAGCCGGAGCUUCAGGAGCCAUGUCUGACCCCAGGGACAUUGAUGAGGAUGCCAUCCUCAAGGGCCUCAGCCCGGAGGAGCUGGACAAGCUGGAGGAUGAGCUGCAGGAGAUGGACCCAGAGAAUGCCAUGCUGCCUGCUGGCUUCCGGCAGCGUGACCAGACGAAGAAGGGCCCGACAGGUCCAUACGACCGUGACGCCCUGCAGCAGCACCUGGAGAAGGAGGCCCUGGAGCACGAGGACAGGGAGGACCUGGUGCCGUUCACUAAGGAGAAGAAAGGAAAAACCUUUGUGCCAAAGAAACCAGCAGAGAUCCCCGCACACGAGCAGGUGAUGCUGGAGCCGGAGCUGGAGGAGGCUCUGAAGAACGCCACUGAUGCAGAGAUGUGUGAUAUUGCAGCUAUCCUUGGGAUGUACACGCUGAUGAGCAACAAGCAGUACUACGACGCUCUGGGCACCACAGGCACCAUCGCCAACACAGAAGGCAUCAACAGUACAGUUAAGCCAAAUAAUUAUGCAAUCCAUUCAGAUCUUCCCCGAUGAGCAGCCCACACCACCAACGUGGAGGAAACCCUGGGGAUCCACAACAACGACAGCAGCCUGACUGAAGUCAACCUCAACAACAUCAAGGACAUUCCCAUCCCAACACUGAAGGAGAUCUUGAGCGACUGAAGGGGAACCUCUGCCGUGGAGUCUCUGAGCAUUGCUGCGACCCGAAGCAACGACCCUGUGGCUUUUGCGUGUGCUGAGAUGCUGCAGGAGAACACCAGCUUGCAGAGUCAUAUCGAGUCAAACUUCAUCACCGCAGACGGCAUGAUGGCGGUCAUCAAGGCUGUGGCCAAAAACGUCUCACUGGUGGAGCUCAAGAUUGAUAACCAGGUUUGAAAAGCUGGAGACUCAGUUGAGAUGGAGAUCGCCUCCAUGCUUGAGAACAACUCCAGCAUCAAAUUCGGCUACCACUUCACCCAGCAGGGUCCCCGCGCCAGAGCCGCCAUGGCCAUCACACGAAACAAUGACAUGAUUCGUCAGCAGAGACUAAGAUGAGAAGAACCUGGAGCAGACCGAAGAACAGCCUACAGACACACUGCCAUUGCGCCCGCAUCGGUGCAGCAGAGUCGACUGAUAACCCCAAAUGAAGCUGAAUCAUCGUGCAUGGUGCAAACCCCAAAUUAACAUCCAUGUCAGAUCAUUUCAUUUCAUUGACCACAUCCAGCUUUUUUGUAGACUGCUGAAUUAUCAUAAAGGCAUGUAUAGGGUCACAAGCAAAAAUGUGAAGUGUCUUUUUUUUUAUGCUUUUAGUUUGUGCGUCGCCCCAACAUCAUCCCCAAACCAAAAAAAAGUUAACCCUUUUCAUCCUGAGAUAAUCUUUCUAAUGUGGUGCUAUCUGUGGGAGGAAAACCAACUGUAAAUACUUUAAAUAAAAAGAUAUA